UGUUCCUGCAUUGCGCGCAUGCAGUAAACUAUACACUCUCUGCCGUCCCAACUUUGCCAAUUGACGAGCGUUAUCAUCGAGGCGAGUGUCGCGCGGGGGAGGAGAAAAUUCCCUUGUGGCGCGAGCAAAGUGAAAUAUGUUAAUUGGUGUCCAAUUAGUGAGAUACUCUACUGAUCAAUGAUCGCGAUAAACGGGAAUAAUUGAGAAAUAUAGUGCAUUUUCCAACUAUCGGAGGUGCGAGAAAAACUCUCAAGUCUUAAGAACAUUGUCGCACAUCCGCGCUGAGCGUAAUAUUCCAAGAGACGAAAUUGUGUCAUGUGCAACUGUGGAGACAUUGAAAGAAAGCUAGAGCGAGAGACAUAUCGCAAAUUACAAUUACAAAUUCCACAUUUUUUCCGCAAUCAUGAAUGAUUGUGAUAAAUGAAGCGUAGAAGUGCAACUGGUCGAACUGAUAUCUCUUUGGCUUGCAAGAUAAGAUUUUUCGUGGUGUCUGAAAACAUUUUUCUCUCCACUCAUUCUUAUUCCUGCUUCGCCAUCUAGCAAAUACACUUUUUUUUCCUCCUCCUAUGCUUGUGGCGUAUCUCUAAGUCCACCUACGUGAUCGUGUUGUCUAAAGAGUUUCGCAGAAUAUCACUUGACAUACAAAGCAAAUUAAUACCAUAUAAAGGCUAGCCAGUGUGUACAAUCGUAAUUCGUACUUAGCAGUGAUUUCUCGGUGUCUGAGUGAAUGAAUUUCCUUCUACACAUCUGAUUGCCUUAUCAAUCGUCGGUGAUCGUGGUCGUCCAGAUGUGGAUGAUCAAGUGAUUCCACCUUGCCAACCAGCACCCGCGCACUCUAUAUGGAUACAGUAGGCGAUCAAAUUGUGCCGUCGUCAAAUUUGUGGGUAAUGCAGUCACCAGAACUAGAGUAUCGGCAUGAGCUGAUGGGCCGACUUCACAAAUUGGACACAGACAUUGAACUCGAGGUUGUGCAGCACCACCAGAUCGGCGACUCGCCGGACGCGGGCGGAUCCAGUGUGUUGAGCGGAAGUGCUUUCGGCGGCCACCAUCAGAUAUACGAGAGCUAUGGCAGGGACUUCAUCUUCGGCUCGAAGGGCAAGGAGCUGCUCUGCAAUGACGUGGACGAUUCCUUCCUGCGGCCGCCGCUGUGGGAGGACAUCACGAGCUCCAUCCAGAACAUCGACCCCGAGAACGCCAUCAUGCUGGGAACGAUAGCCGGGGCGACACAAGUAAAAUUGGAGGCGGCAGAUGAUCAUCUGCUAGAGCCUCUGGCUUCUCCUCUCCUGAGUCCGUUGGAGAUAAAAACCGAAAAAUCCCACCCACAACAAAACCUCUCGAGUUCAGUUCUGCACCAGCCGCCGUCUGGCCAUCAUGGCCAGAACGGCGGCGGAGUGUAUCACAUUCCGCCCUCGAGUUAUCCACCGCUUCAGCAUCCGCACCAGUCGCACGGGCUCCAGGGGCCCCUGAACGGCUACCUGGGCGCCACGACGAACGGCAAUCAUCCGCACAACGGCGGCCACGUGCACAUGCCAAACUCCAGCCAAGGCAACUACUACAGUUGGCAGCAGAAUCACCCCCAUAACUACCACAGUAAAAUGUCGCCGCAGAACUCAAACUUCUGCGCGCCGAUCUCUCGGCUCAUGUACGUCCCGCCGCUCACCCCGCCCAGCUCAGAUCCCGGAAGUCCGGGGAACUCCCUGCAAGGACCCCCGCGACGAACGCCUCCGCCGCCGUACCUGCAGCAGCCGCAGUCCGCGCCGCCCGCGCUCUCAGUGCCGCUGUCGCAGGCCUGCAACGCAUCCCUGCCGCCGUCCGUGCACGUCUCCAGCGGAAACCACCACGCGACGACGCCGAACGGAGUCCCGGGCGGCGGGAGCGGCAGUCUAUCGAGCCACAGGAACUCCUCGUCGUCGGCCCUGGUGCUGCAGGGGGCACAAGUGAAGAUCGUCGGCAAGUACAACCGGCGGAACAAUCCAGAGCUGGAGAAGCGGCGGAUACAUCACUGUGAUUUUCUCGGAUGCACAAAAGUUUACACGAAAAGUUCGCACCUCAAAGCCCAUCAGCGGAUUCAUACUGGUGAAAAGCCGUACACGUGUCAGUGGCCAGAGUGCGAAUGGAGGUUCGCGCGAUCGGACGAGCUCACCCGCCACUACCGGAAGCACACGGGGGCCAAGCCGUUCAAGUGUGUGGUCUGCGAGAGGAGCUUCGCCAGGAGCGACCACUUGGCGCUCCACAUGAAGCGGCAUCUGCCGAAGAGCAAGUAGAGAGGACACCAGGCGUCUCCACCGACAAUUUACUACCGACUUUUAUGCAUAAUGACAAAAAAGUAAUUUUAACAAUCUUCACAGCCUCUCUCAAUAAUGGUAAUUUCCUCUGUUUUGUCUCUCUGUCUAUUAAUUUUAAUUGCUAAAUACCUCCACGAGCCUCGACCUUAAAAUGGGACACAGUCGCUCUCCAAGAUGCGGUGUGACAAUUUUCGCCACAAGAAGCACACCUUAUCAUCAGCAAUCAAGUACAAAUUUUGUUGUUUGCUUCUCACAGCCAACUAAUCUUGCAAAAGAGAAGAAAUCCAUUUUGCUGUCCUAUGACUGAAAGUCACUCCAAAUCCGGACAAAUCCGCGUGCGGAAUUGUUCUCUGGAAUAUCACGAAAUUAUAUCUUUCUAUUUUCCCAUUGACGCCUUUUAUUAGGUAGUAUUUCUCACCUGCUACCCGUGCAAAUUCUCUUUAGAGGCAAUUUUACAAUCUGAGAAGUCUUUUUUUCACUUUCAUACCUUUGCUGCACAUUUAUUGCACACUGUGGAAUGCAAAGUGCAACGUGACCAUUAAAAAUUCUUCUCUUUUUGUAUAUGUGUGUGUGUGUGUGGAGAAAAGAAAAACCUCUUCAUAAACCCAAGUGUCUUCUCUUUACUCCUUAGCAAGCGCCUAACAAUCAUUUUAUUGUCAAUGGUUUAUUGAAUUUACACAGUGCGAAUCUAUUUUACACAUUUAUCACUUUUUGCCUCCUUUUUCCCACCUUCGUCUCGCUCCUUGUUCUCCUCCCGCCCAUCAAGAACUAACUGUUAACUGUGUUACAUAAAUUAAUAAGCCCAAUGCGAGAGCAUUGAAAAGACAGCAAGUUACUUAAAUGCGUGUACACACCAAAGAGAUUGCCAAUACGGCGAUCAAUGAUGAUGGUGAAGAAGGUUGGACAAUUUCCUCAUAUUUCUGCACUUGUCGUGCAGUUCUGUCCCUGUUUUCAUUGUACAAUUCUCUAUUGUUUGAAUCUUUCAUGCUUCCCACUUUGGAUCGUCCCGACAAAAUUACUCAAGUCUCGAGCGAUGCUCAUCUCAAAUGCCCUCAAGCAAACUUAUCUAGCAAUAGUCUCAAUGUCAAAACCCCUCAAAAGCCAACCUAUAAGUAAUUUACUAAUUAAAAUAAAUUGCAUGUGAGCACAGUUGUGAGUGAAGUCUUUUCCGGCAAAGCCACAAAUAUACGCAUUAGAAGAUGAAGUAGAAGAAAGAAAGAAAAAAAUCAAAAUAUCACUGUGACUCGAUGUGUUACCAUUUCUGUUGACUCUCAAUUUUGUAAUUUGUACAAGUGCAAAUUUGCAUAAUUAGUUAAUUAAUUAUUUUCGCACCAAUAAGGCCUCUAUCAAUCAUUGAGCACACUUUACAAACACAUAGUGUACGCUAUUCAGCUGAGAAAGAUUAUAUUUAAAUGCAAAUGUACUGUAUAAUUUGUAUAUAAGCGUUUCAGUGUAGGAAAAGUCCGCGCUUUUCACAUCACAACAAAAAAGUAUGCUAAAGAGCUGAAGGAAAAAAUAAAUGGUUCAGAACUUCAAGGUUAAAAUAAGGAAAUCAAAAGAGAAAAACAAGCUGAAAUUUAUCAAAUGCGACUUGACAUUGUUACACUGAAUGUUUCAACUCGAAAAGAAGGAGUUUUUUCAAUAUUAUUUUACGUGUGACUUAGAAUGUAAUAUCUCUACUUUAUUGAUAAUAUAUUAUUUUGUACAUAUGUAGAAAAUCGUGUUCUUAGAUGCCAUUAAGAUAUUGUAACUUAAAUAUCUCUCCUUUUUCCUCUCCUUUUAGAAGAGAAGCCCAUUUUUCUAAAGUGCUAAGCAGUUAAAACUAUACGCAAAGAACAAUAUUCCUUUUAAUACUGUAUGUUUAAUGUAAUUAGGUAUCUCUUAAUUCUUAUAUAUGAAAGUAUUACAUAUUUUCAUUGUAUGUCCAUCUAAGUGUAAUUAUGUAUCUCAAUUUUUCGUGGUAAUAGAAUUUUAUUAAUGUGUGUAAAUGCAAGAUUUUUUUCUUUGCCAUAAAAUAUUUUUUCGAUUUAUAGACAUUUCUUUCAAUAGUGCAAAAUGAUCAUUUGUAUCAUCCCAGAAUCAUUCUUAAUAAGUAUCUGUGUUAGAUGGUAAAAAAAAGUAAUGUAAUUGAAACAAUUUGCAACCCAAAAAUCUGUGAAAACUUCUCAAAAUCUAUACUUUGUGCAUUCCGCCGUGAGUGACAUAAUAGUGUAUUCCCAGAGUUUAUUAAUCAAUAGAUAUUGAUGUCUACUGAAUUUAGAAGAGAAGAGAAAGAAAAGUGAGUAAAAUAAAGUAAAAUUA
Phlebotomus argentipes is the source of this 4586-nucleotide messenger RNA. It is a transcript of the gene dar1, whose product is annotated as dendritic arbor reduction protein 1. Gene Ontology annotation, molecular function: RNA polymerase II cis-regulatory region sequence-specific DNA binding; DNA-binding transcription factor activity, RNA polymerase II-specific. The transcript is spliced from 6 exons. The record is from RefSeq and is a predicted model, not a curated record. Gene Ontology annotation, biological process: regulation of transcription by RNA polymerase II. The coding region runs from base 840 to 2264 and encodes 474 amino acids. Lineage: Eukaryota; Metazoa; Arthropoda; Insecta; Diptera; Psychodidae.